Messenger RNA from Striga hermonthica, 1518 nucleotides. Lineage: Eukaryota; Viridiplantae; Streptophyta; Magnoliopsida; Lamiales; Orobanchaceae. The record is from the annotation of a GenBank genome assembly.
AUGGAUUAUGGGUUGGCGUGCCAUAGAAAAAGCUCCAAUCUUGAUGGGUCUUUUCUGGUUUCAAACGAGCCCAAAGACGACAAGGGCCAUGGAUCUGGACAUCUGAAGCACCAAAGAUCUGAUCUUGCCGAGGAUAACAACAACAAUGGUAAUAACAUGUGGAGGCUGUCAAAGAUGCCUAGGCCUGGGGAAGUUGAUUUUUCUUCGAGGAAAGCUGCCGAGAGCCUAAUUAGUACUCCGUUCGGGAGAUCCAUUGUUUGGCCGCCGGCGGACGAUGCCGCCGGCCAGAAAAUGCUCUCGUUUUCGUCGGGGGAGCCUCAUUGCAGCGGCGGUUCUGGCCGGAGUAUAGCGUUUUCUAUCUACCAGGAUGAGCAUCACAGUAGAGCGGGAGGAUUCGGGCUGAUCGGGGGUGGCCGUGGACCCUUUGCGAAGCUGAAAGGACCCUUUACUCCCUCCCAAUGGAUGGAACUCGAACAUCAGGCUUUGAUCUAUAAGCACAUUGUGGCGAAUGUGCCUGUUCCUUCCAAUUUACUUGUUCCCCUAAAGAGAUCUCUCUAUUCGAUCACUUUACCAGCUACCUACGCCCCUAACUUAUUGGGGUGGGGUCCAUUCCAUCUAGGUAUCUCCGGGAGCAACGACCCAGAACCGGGUAGGUGUAGGAGGACAGAUGGCAAAAAAUGGCGGUGCUCGAGAGAUGCCGUCCCCGAUCAGAAAUACUGUGAGAGGCACAUCAAUCGAGGCCGCCACCGUUCAAGAAAGCCUGUGGAAGGCCAAAAUAAUGGCCACACUCUCUCUCAGCCUCAACCAACCACCGCUUCCAAGCCCUUACUGCCGCUGCCAACCAAUGCGCCUAUUUCCACUGACUAUCUCAUUAGCAGGCCACAAGAAUUUCAAGGACUCUCCUUGAUACCUCCCACGACAACUCUGAAGCCCAAACAACAACAAGAAUUCCCAUUUCAAAAGGAUCACCUCACGUUCGAAGAGCCAUCUGACUCGAAAUUUGGAGUCAUCUCCUCAAAUUUCAUGGACUGCCCCAAGGACCAAUCCCAGCGCGCCACCUCAGCUCCAUGGCACGAACCGCUCAAACCCGACUGGACCCAGCUCUCAAUGUCCAUCCCAAUGGCCGACCCAGGUUUCCCAUGCUCCCCAGCACGGGCCAAAACCAGCCCAUUCCUGGGGGGCCCCCAUGAGCUGGACCCGAUAGUCCACAUGGGCCUGGGCGUGGGCCGUGAUCUCGACGGGCCGGUCCACAAGGAACAGCAGCAGCCCAUCGCGUGGGGGAACCAGCUAGGAGGACCUCUGGGGGAGGUGCUGAGCUGGCAGCUCUCGGGUUCAUCCCCUACAGGCGUGCUGCAGAAGUCGACUUUUGUCUCGCUCUCCAACAGCAGCUCGGGCUCAGGGAGCAGCCCGAGAAGCAGCUGGGACCAGAAGAAGGGUUUGACCGAUAAUGGCAGCCUCUGUAAUGAUGUGUUUGGGUCUGCACUCUUGAGCUCGGCAGCUUCUCAGACUCUGAGGUGA